GGUGGUUUGGCUCCAUUUAUUUUUGACUCUGCAAUUCCCACUGAGAGCACAAGCAAGCGACCUGGGAGCAAAACGAGCAGGCAAGGUUGGAGUUUUGGGGGUUUGGAUUUGGAGCUGCAAUAGGAUUGUGGCCCCAUCUUGAUCAAAUUUGUCUGGAGUUACCGAUCCCCUACGAGACCCUGGAAUAGCUGGUUAGGAGACGACAGGUUAUGUGUUUUGUAUCAUCUUGAAGCAAACCUCCAGACGGUCCCUGUGAAGUAGGCCAAGAUGACAAAGUCCGAGGAGCUGCCAGAGAGCCAAACAUCGGGGGAGUUUUAUGAGAAAUACGAGCCGAAAGAAAUUCUGGGAAGGUAUGAAGCCGGCAUUUGCAGCGUUGUCCGUCGUUGCAUUCAUAAAGUCACCCGGGAAGAAUUUGCCGUGAAAAUUAUUGACAUCACCGCCGGGAACUUGUCUCCGGAAGAAGUUCAGGAGUUGAGAGAAGCUACCAAAAAAGAGAUUGACAUUCUCCAGAAAGUAUCAGGACAUCCGAACGUCAUCCAGUUGAAGGACAGCUAUGAAUCGCACACCUUCUUCUUCCUGGUCUUUGACCUAAUGAAAAGAGGGGAGCUCUUUGACUACCUCACCGAGAAAGUGACGUUAAGCGAAAAGGAAACCAGAAAGAUCAUGCGCGCCCUCCUGGAAGUCAUCAAGUACCUCCACUCCAUGAACAUCGUCCACCGUGACCUGAAGCCAGAGAACAUCCUCCUGGACGACGACAUGAACAUCAAACUGACCGACUUCGGCUUCUCCUGUCAGCUGAAGGAGGCGGAGAAGCUGAAAGAAAUCUGUGGAACUCCUGGCUACUUGGCUCCAGAAAUACUAGAAUGUUCCAUGGAUCCGGACCACCUAGGUUACGGGAAGGAGGUUGAUAUGUGGAGCACGGGGGUGAUCAUGUACACCCUCCUGGCCGGGUCGCCCCCGUUCUGGCACCGGAAACAGAUGCUGAUGCUGAGGAUGAUCAUGAACGGCGAUUACAAGUUUGGGUCCCCUGAGUGGGAUGACCAGUCGGACACGGUCAAAGACCUGAUUGCCCAUCUCUUGGUGGUGAAGCCUAAGAAUCGUUACACUGUGGAGGAUGCUCUCUCCCACCCCUUCUUCCAGCAAUACGUGGUGGAAGAAGUCAGGCAUUUCAGCCCCUUCCGGAAAUUUCGGGUCAUCUGCCUGACGGUCUUGGCAUCCGUCCGCAUCUACCUCAACUACCGCAACGUCAAGCCCGUCACUCGGGAUGUGAUGCAGAGCGACCCUUAUGGCCUGAAGCCUGUCCGGAAGCUCAUCGACGCCUGCGCUUUCCGCAUCUACGGCCACUGGGUGAAGAAAGGGGAAGCCCAGAACCGGGCGGCGCUCUUCGAGAACACCCCCAAAGCCAUCCUGCUCAGCUUGGCCAUGGAAGAGGAGGAGCUCCUGUUCUGACCCAGGACAAACAGCUCCUGAGCGCGUUAAGAGCGAAGGCGGCUUCUCCUACUGAGAUGGCAGACUACCACUCCCAUUGUGGUGGGAGUUGUCGUCUCACCCCUCGGCAGGACGGCAGAGUUGAGGAGGCUGAGCUAAAGCAGAACAUUUAUCCCCUUCCUCCUUUUCUCCUUUUAAGGAUUUCAGGGUCACAGAAAUUUCUCUCUUUUUUUCCCCUCUCCUUUUUCUUUCACACACAGUCUUUCAGGAAGCUCGCUCGUGCCAAAGCCAGCAUUUCAACCCAAAGCUUUCCCCAUCCAACACUGACUCUCACUCUCAUGCCAAGAAGGGUCUUCUAGACUUUGCAAGACUUCAAUACUCCUCAGCCCCCACCCAUAUAGGGCAAAGGAUGAUGGCAGUUGUAGUCCCACAACCUCUUGAGGGCCCCACCGCCACCCCCCCCAGCACCCACA
Pogona vitticeps (central bearded dragon) is the source of this 1901-nucleotide messenger RNA. The record is from RefSeq and is a predicted model, not a curated record. NCBI's taxonomy places the organism in Eukaryota, Metazoa, Chordata, Lepidosauria, Squamata, Agamidae.